UAAGCUUUCAUAUGAUGUAGAAAGAAAUAGAGAUGAUUGAACUGAAGAAUGAAAGACGAUAAGUAGAUAGAUAGAUAGAUUAGAUAUAAAAACCCGACCGAACCCCCUUCAGACAGUCCAUCCGUCCAGUCCAACUGAACUUCUAUCCUCUUUUCCCUUCUUCUUCUUCUUCUUCUUCUUCUUCUUCUUCUUCGACUAAUCAAUCAGUUCAGUUGAGAAGCUGAGAAAUGGCUGCAGGUAGUACCGCCAUAAACUUUUCGACGCCUUGCGCCCUCUUUCCCUGCCAGCCUCUGUCUCUCGGUUUUUCUCGCAGCAGCUUCCACCGCCACCAGGCCGCGAAGAAUCAGAGACGCAGCACAAGAAGAGCUGCCAGUACUCCUGCAAUUACCGCGAAGCUGGAACUCAAGCCUCCUCCUUAUCCUUUGAAUGCAUUGGAGCCACAUAUGAGCCAGGAGACGCUCUCGUAUCACUGGGGAAAGCACCACCGCGGAUAUGUGGAAAAUCUGAACAAGCAAAUAACUGGAACCGAGUUAGAUGGGAUGUUGUUGGAAGACAUUAUCUUUCUUACUUAUAACAGGGGCGACAUUCUUCCACCAUUUAACAAUGCUGCACAGAUAUGGAACCAUGAGUUCUUUUGGGAAUCCAUGAAACCAGAUGGUGGAGGAAAGCCAACUGGCGAUCUACUAGAACUGAUCAAGAGAGACUUCGGUUCUAUUGACACAUUCAUGGAAGAAUUUCGAGCAGCUGCAUCGACACAGUUUGGUUCCGGGUGGGCUUGGCUUGCAUACAAAGCAAAUAGGCUUGACGUAGGGAAUGCAGUAAAUCCCAGUCCAGCAGAUGAGGACAAGAAGCUUGUCGUGGUGAAGAGCCCCAAUGCUGUGAACCCUCUUGUUUGGGACUAUUAUCCACUUCUGGUUAUCGAUGUCUGGGAGCAUGCUUACAUCCUUGAUUUUGAGGCUCGGCGAGCUGAUUAUAUCUCGAUCUUUAUGGAGAAGCUUGUGUCAUGGGAAGCUGUUGGCUCCAGACUAGAGAUGGCAAAAGCUCAAGCGGCUGAAAGAGAAAGCGAAGAACGGAGGAGACAAGAAGAAGAGGAAAAGAAUGCGGGUGAUGCUGAAGCAGUCGAGAUGUACCUGGAUAGUAAUUCUGAUGAGCCGGAGGCUGAUUGACUUAAUUUUUCUCCACCAUUUUUUGACCUUGAUGCGACAAAUUCUGUAAUCAUCCUUUUGUAUACUUGAGCAUAAUACAAAGUUUAGUUAGUGCAAAAUAAUUACAUUUACGCUAGUGUAAGCUGCCUUCACUUGGUGACUA
This is a messenger RNA of Punica granatum (pomegranate), 1308 nucleotides long. The record is from RefSeq and is a predicted model, not a curated record. Lineage: Eukaryota; Viridiplantae; Streptophyta; Magnoliopsida; Myrtales; Lythraceae.